AUGAACGUGGCUAGCCUCAUCAGCUGCGAGCAGCCAGAGCCCUUCCGUGGACCUACGAGCUCAUAUUUCACUCGACUACGGUCUCCGUCUAUCCCCCAUAGAGCUCCAAAAGAGCGCACGCCGUCCGCUUCUCCAUAUAGCAGAGCCACUAGAUUUCCACUGUCGCCGUCAGAGGAUGACGGAAAGCCAAAAUGCUCUCUACCUUCUAUUUCGUCUCUCUUUCGAGAGGUCAGCGGGGUGGCUGACACUCAUGUUGCGAAGCGCCAACGAACAAACCCUCCCCAGAUUGAUUUGAGUCUGAAAGGUCGAAAUGCACAUCAUGAUGACGCCGCCGCCAGACUGAGACCUGCUUUGCCGCUCACGCCUCCUCUGAGACCCGAUUCAAGCAUGACUACCAACCAAUCUCAAUGUAUCUCGUCACCACCGCGCAGCGCCAUCUCCCUACCUAGCAUCGUUAGUGGUUACCCGUCACCGAUUUCAGAGGCCCCAGAAGCCCGACGGAUGUCUCAAAACUCGCCCCACUCAAGAGGACUCUCGACUUCGCAUUCUCAAGCUCCAUGCCCCGAGACUCGUUACCCAUCACCACCACAGGCAAAUUCCCCAGCGUUCUCCGCCCCAGCUGAGCAACCCUCAGCUGGUCCGGAGUUUUACACUCCCGCUACGCGAACUGGCAGCUUCCCUCCGAUCGCAUUUACUGUCAUUCCAACCCCAACCACACAACCUCAGAUGCUUCCCCUGAGAGGACCUGCAUGGCAACAUCAUCACUACUUUCCUCCGUCAAAUACAACUGCAUACCCACUCAACCACGAUCGGUAUAUCUGCCGAAUCUGCCACAAAGCCUUCUCUCGGCCCUCUAGUCUCCGCAUUCACUCGCAUAGCCAUACUGGCGAAAAGCCCUUCCGAUGUCCUCAUGCUGGCUGCGGCAAGGCGUUCAGUGUGCGAAGCAACAUGAAGCGACAUGAGAGAGGCUGCCAUCCUGGAAGAGCAACAGCACAAGCGGCCUUGGUCAACUAA
This is a messenger RNA of Ophidiomyces ophidiicola, 1014 nucleotides long. RefSeq lists its product as uncharacterized. Gene Ontology annotation, cellular component: transcription regulator complex; PcG protein complex. Gene Ontology annotation, molecular function: RNA polymerase II cis-regulatory region sequence-specific DNA binding; DNA-binding transcription factor activity, RNA polymerase II-specific. The record is from RefSeq and is a predicted model, not a curated record. The coding region runs from base 1 to 1014 and encodes 337 amino acids. Lineage: Eukaryota; Fungi; Ascomycota; Eurotiomycetes; Onygenales; Onygenaceae. Gene Ontology annotation, biological process: regulation of transcription by RNA polymerase II. The transcript has 2 exons.